Acanthoscelides obtectus is the source of this 639-nucleotide messenger RNA. The record is from the annotation of a GenBank genome assembly. Lineage: Eukaryota; Metazoa; Arthropoda; Insecta; Coleoptera; Chrysomelidae.
AUGAUAGUAAAAAUCGAGGCACAGAAGAAGAGAGAAGGACCGGGCCAGUGCUACCGGUGCCAGCAGUUCGGGCACAGCCAGCAGAACUGCUCCGGGGCACCGAAGUGCGUGAGAUGUGCAGGGGCACAUCGCGCAUCGGAGUGCAAAGUGCCACAAGAAAGAGCGGCAACCUGCGCCAACUGUGGUGGGAGCCACCCAGCGAACUACGGGGGAUGCCCAAGACGCCCGAGCUCAAAACCAAAGAGCAAACCCGCCGCGGAGGAGAAGAAGAAAAUCACGAAGCCAGCCCCAGCUGCCAAAAAAGCGGGCAAGGCGCAGAAGAAUAUCUCAAAAUCUGACAAGAAAAAGAAGCGCAGGAGGAAGGAAAGUUACGCAAUUUACAUCUACAAAGUACUGAAGCAGGUACAUCCCGAUACGGGUAUAUCCAGCAAAGCGAUGAGCAUCAUGAACAGCUUCGUCAACGAUAUUUUCGAACGUAUCGCUGCGGAAGCUUCCAGAUUGGCACAUUACAACAAACGUGCCACGAUAACUAGCAGAGAAAUUCAGACAGCCGUACGACUAUUGCUACCGGGAGAAUUGGCCAAGCACGCAGUCAGCGAAGGUACCAAAGCCGUCACCAAGUACACCAGUUCAAAAUAA